Molecule: messenger RNA, 3097 nt
Organism: Cyprinodon tularosa
Lineage: Eukaryota; Metazoa; Chordata; Actinopteri; Cyprinodontiformes; Cyprinodontidae
Gene: cep126
Product: centrosomal protein 126
Exons: 11
Coding region: 102-3029 (975 amino acids)
Biological process (GO): mitotic spindle organization; non-motile cilium assembly; cytoplasmic microtubule organization
Cellular component (GO): centrosome; midbody; ciliary base
Source: RefSeq, a predicted model, not a curated record
GCUUGGAUUUGAAAAUAACACAGUCGCAGCAGAAACGGCAGAAUCAACGGCAGCAAAGAGGGACCCGACAUUUCUAUCCGUUCAUCAAAGAUCCUGGGAGGAUGCAAGGAAGCUUCUCAUAUCUCUUACACUCCAGACUGGGAUCCGAUGUUAAUCUGGAAAAAGAGCGACAACAUUUGAUUCAGCAGCAGAAGUUAAGCAAGGCCCGGGCUCGGAAAUGUUUGCUGGAAACGAAUCGACGGAGAAAGGCUUUGGAAGAACGACAGAAACAACUGGAAAUUCAGGAGGAGCGGCUGAGAGAGAACAUCCUGCAACAGCGCAGACAGAGAGUGGAGGAUGCAACCAAGCGCUUUCAGAGAGCCAAUCUAUCACCAUCCCAGAGAUACAGGCAAACUUUCAGAAACAAGGCUACUAAUAUUGAAGACGCACUCAGUCAAAUCCAAAGCUCCUUGGCUUCGUAUAACCAAGACUCCUCUGCACUGUCCACAGCAAAUACUCAUGGUUGCCCUUAUUCUACAAAGCCUCCCACAGAUUCUAAAUCCUCUCACCGCCAAGCGCUCUCUGCUGUGGAGGCCUACACUAAGCUGCUUCAGGAGCAGUGCACCAUAGAGGAGGGAAGCCAGCAUUCUGAUUCCUUGGUUUCUGAAAGCCUGUCAAGUAAGGACAGUUUGGAAGAUGAGGAUGAAAGCCCAUUAAAUCUGCACAGCUCCUAUUCAUCAUUCUUUCUAGAUUCAGAGAACCAGAAAAAACAAACUGAUCUGAAUUCAACAUCAGACCAAACUGCAGUCUCAGCGAUGAUGCUUCUUGAUCCAAAUCCAGCCAAACUUAGAAAAUGUGAGGAUUGCGAGCCAGAAAACCAAGAGAAUUCUAAUCGUUGGACUAAUAACAACAUGGUUGUAUCCAAAACCUCUCUGAGGUUCUCAUCUGAGAAGCGAACACCAAAUGUAGAUAACCCCCUAACUCUUAAGCAUUGUGAUCCAUUAACUCGUUCCUCCCCUCUUAAUAGAGACUCAGUGCAUUUGAUGAACAGUCAAAGCAAAAACCUUCUGGUAACAAAUGAAGUUGGUACUGUUGAUGCUGAAGAGGAAGCUUUAUGUCCGAAAAAAGAUCCUGCUAGAUCUCAGAUCAAUGAUAGUCAAUUAAACUAUUCCUCCACUCAGUACAAUAAUUUCUCUCAUGAAAACAGCUUUCCAUUUGAGUCACCGAUGAAAAAAAGCACAGCCAAUGAUCACCCAAAUGAUACAUUCUUUUUCCAUAUAGAGAAAGAAAAUUUCCACCUGUCAUCAAAGAAAGAAAUCUGUGCUUCCAUAAAUAAUCUCAAUAAGGUCUCGAACUUAAUAUUUGAAACAGAGAAGCCUAAAAAUGCAUCAUUGCCAUCAUAUUCAGACCCAUCUAAUAUUCAGAUAGAGACAGAGAACUGCCCAAAAGAAGAAGAUAUCAGACUACCUAUUUCAAUGCCCCCCUCUGUGUCAAUAUGUGAUAUCAGAUUUCUUAAAGGAAUCCUCAAAAAACAGUCUAAAUAUACUAUAGAAGAUCCCUGUUUGCAUGAUUCGGGGGGUUUAACAUUGGCAAAACAUGUAGCAUUAGCAAUAAGAGACAGUAUUGAAUUGACAAGAGCAAAAACAAAAGAUGUGGUGGUCAAUAACACCAUGAAAAAAAAGCUUCGUUGGUUUGAUGAGGUGCUUCCAGAUAAGGCGGGUAAAGAGCAAAACAAAAUGAAACAGGAUAAAGGCAUGUCUCACAGUCUUUUUAAUCCAAAAAACGGCUCAAAGGACCACCAUCAAGUUCUUACUACAGAGGCCGAGUCUUCAAAGCCUGCAUCGGGAAUGACCCCCACAGAUCCUGCUGGUUAUCACUUUACAAAAGAAGCAUGGGCAGAUGUUGGGGUUCAAGUAAACUUGCCCCAGGAGCAAGCAGACGAGGUCAAGGCGCAGCGUACCAACACCAGGACUGUUGGACCAAAGGUUCCUCGGAGAACUCAUAAUGCCACUGUUGUUGGGGGUCCUAUUUCCUCCGUGACAAGAAAGGGCACUGUCAUACGACCUCAAUCUGCCAGAGAGGUGAGUCAGAUUGUCAAAACCCAAGGGAAGAUCAUGGUGCCCCGCCCACCUCCUCGGACAGAGCCGAUGGGAGAAAAAAAAGCAUGCAUCAGAAAGACUCCAUAUGGCACCAACCACCCUGGCAUUGAUCAUAAAGAGCCACUCGCUGCACAAGAGGCUCAGUACAAGAACAAUUUCGCAGAUGUUUUCACAUCUAACAGUCAUCCUCCAGUCCCAGCAGAUCCUACCGUUAUGUACACAAUAACACCACGCUCAUAUCCCUGCCCAGUCUGCCCACACUCCGACAGCAUUGCAAAAUGCACACCCAGUUCAAGACAUCAGGAGACACACAACAGCAAAGGAAAAGGGACGAUGAAUGAGAAAGGCGUCUGUUUACAUAGAACCCCCACAGAUGAAGAGAUUCUUCACGUCUGGCAUGGAGUCCGCAGCGCCCUAAACACAAAGGAUGAUAAACCUGCACUUAAAAAGCAAGCCCUGGAGAGCAGGCGAGUCUGCGGGAAAUCCUGUGCCGAGCAGAGCAGACAACCUCCUGGCUCAGGAAGUAGAAGAUUUCUUCAAAGCUUUCAGUAUAUGAACCAGAACUCUGAGCUAAUGAGACCUGGUCCAAGGAAUUGCAACAUAGUGUCUCGAAAUGAAGGUUUUGAGAGUGCAGCCCGGUUACACAUGGCUGAAGUGCAUCCUGAAGGCCUUGUUAAACCGAAUCAGACUGUGGCCAUCAUGAAAGCACAGAGGCCUGAAAUAGCACAGCAGGAGCUCACCACUCUUUCUUUUGAAGAGAAGAAAAUCAUGCUCUCUCUGGACAAACUCAACCACCAGCUGUACUGUUUGAAGGAACAUCAGGUAGGCAGACCUGGCAAUAAUGGUCAAUUAAUAAUCGGUAUACCCUUUACCGAAGAAGUCAAAGUUUCGAAUAAUCUCAAGCACCGGAUAUCUUCUGCAAACCAGCUUCAUUACCAAAAGAAAAUGUGACAUGUUUGACUCUUCACACCCACCAGUUCUAAUAUAAAGGUUUUACAUUAAAUAAUUAUUUGACAAAA